This is a messenger RNA of Mandrillus leucophaeus (drill), 2237 nucleotides long. RefSeq names its product choline kinase alpha (gene CHKA). The record is from RefSeq and is a predicted model, not a curated record. Gene Ontology annotation, molecular function: choline kinase activity; ethanolamine kinase activity. Gene Ontology annotation, cellular component: cytoplasm. NCBI's taxonomy places the organism in Eukaryota, Metazoa, Chordata, Mammalia, Primates, Cercopithecidae. Gene Ontology annotation, biological process: CDP-choline pathway; phosphatidylethanolamine biosynthetic process. Bases 1 to 1083 code for a protein of 360 amino acids. The transcript is spliced from 12 exons.
AUGCCUGCACCACUGGGUCUGGAGGGCAGAGAUACUUACUAUCCUCUUAUUUCUGACAGAGGCGGCCUUAGCAACAUGCUGUUCCAGUGCUCCCUACCUGAUACCACAGCCACCCUUGGCGAUGAGCCUCGGAAAGUGCUCCUGCGACUUUAUGGAGCGAUUUUGCAGAUGAGAUCCUGUAAUAAAGAGGGAUCCGAACAAGCUCAGAAAGAAAAUGAAUUUCAAGGGGCCGAGGCCAUGGUUCUGGAGAGCGUUAUGUUUGCCAUUCUCGCAGAGAGGUCACUUGGGCCAAAACUCUAUGGCAUCUUUCCCCAAGGCCGACUGGAACAGUUCAUCCCGAGCCGGCGGUUAGAUACUGAAGAAUUAAGUUUGCCAGAUAUUUCUGCAGAAAUCGCUGAGAAAAUGGCUACGUUUCAUGGUAUGAAAAUGCCAUUCAAUAAGGAACCAAAAUGGCUUUUUGGCACAAUGGAAAAAUAUCUAAAUGAAGUUCUGAGAAUUAAAUUUACUGAGGAAUCCAGAAUUAAAAAGCUCCACAAAUUGCUCAGUUACAAUCUGCCAUUGGAACUGGAAAACCUGAGAUCAUUGCUUGAAUCUACUCCAUCUCCAGUUGUAUUUUGUCAUAAUGACUGUCAAGAAGGUAAUAUCUUGUUGCUGGAAGGCCAAGAGAAUUCUGAAAAACAGAAACUGAUGCUCAUUGACUUCGAAUACAGCAGUUACAAUUACAGGGGAUUCGACAUUGGAAAUCACUUCUGUGAGUGGAUGUAUGAUUAUAGCUAUGAAAAGUACCCUUUUUUCAGAGCAAACAUCCGGAAGUAUCCCACCAAGAAACAACAGCUCCAUUUUAUUUCCAGUUACUUGCCUGCAUUCCAAAAUGACUUUGAAAACCUCAGUACUGAAGAAAAAUCCAUUAUAGAAGAAGAAAUGUUGCUUGAAGUCAAUAGGUUUGCCCUUGCAUCUCAUUUCCUCUGGGGACUUUGGUCCAUUGUACAGGCCAAGAUUUCAUCUAUUGAAUUUGGGUACAUGGACUACGCCCAAGCAAGGUUUGAUGCCUAUUUCCACCAGAAGAGGAAGCUUGGGGUGUGACUGUGGGGAGGACUCCAUCCACCUCAUCACUGGACUGCAUGGGGAGGCGGCGGAGCGGGGUCCCCUCUGUGCUUCGACUACUGCUCCUGUGGCAGGAGGCUUUGGGUGGCUCACUACUGAACACAGAUGUUUAUGAUACUAAAGACUGUAUUAAAAUGGAGCGACAUUUAUUUCACCUCUCGUUUACAAUUUCACUAGGACUCAGAAAUGAGAUUGGGAAGCAGAAAUAUAGUGCAAUAGUGCAACAUCUCUGAAUCCUUUUAAUCUAGAGAAGGCGUUUCAUAUUUGGGGGCUAAGGUUUCCAGUCAGAAAGGGCAAACAGCAAGAGUAAGCAGUGUUACUUGCAGGUACUUUGGUUAAUGUUGAUUUAAAUUUUUUUUUUCAUGAAUGUGCUGGUGAACACUGUGAGCAGGCUUUUGUAGAUGGCGAUGUGUUAUAGACGCUGCUCAUUCCCAAGGGACGGCAAGUGAGCAGAGAUGUACUGUGAAGUCGCCAGUCACUACUGCAAGGUAGCUUCUGCCUGGGGCCCCCAGAAGCUGCUCCUGUAUCCUCUUGGUCCCAUGGCUGAAGCUGGAGCAGUGGAUUGCUGCCGCCUGCGUGUGGAGCACAGCUCUCCCCUCCUGCUGGGCGUGUGUGACAUUGAUGAAUUUCACUGUACUGCGUGUGACUUCUCCCUGCCCUUCCUCCUGAUGGAGUGUGCAGACAGCCGUGCAUGGCCAUGGGGCAGUGUGAGGACCUCCCUGUCUCCCAGCUCCCCUCCCAGGGGAGCCAACUGAUAGACCCAGCUCUUUGGGCCUCUCCUGCCCUCUGCUCUGCCUGAAGUGUGGGAUCCUGUUGAGUGGGCUGGGCCGCCCCCAGGCAGGGUGAGGGAAACCCUGGCCUGGGUUCUCUGAAGGCUCAGUUUCCCGGCCCUUAACUUUCCCGAUGUCCCUGACGUCGUCAUUCUUGUGGGAGACAGCAGCCUCUAUGUGGUGAACGGCGUGGAUUGAGUGUAGCUGUGAAAUCCAUAUAUAUGAAAUGUCCCGCGGGAUACAGUCUUAGCUGACUUUUUUUACUCUGAACUCUUAUUUGAAUUGUUUUUUGUGCAUAUAUUUCUGCUACCACAGAGAUUGUACUAUACAAAUAAAAUAAUAAAAACCCAACCUCAAGCUGUC